Ipomoea nil (Japanese morning glory) is the source of this 1928-nucleotide messenger RNA. Its product is annotated as UBP1-associated protein 2C-like. Gene Ontology annotation, molecular function: RNA binding. Lineage: Eukaryota; Viridiplantae; Streptophyta; Magnoliopsida; Solanales; Convolvulaceae. The record is from RefSeq and is a predicted model, not a curated record. Bases 165 to 1517 code for a protein of 450 amino acids. The transcript has 2 exons.
GCCAAUCACAAUCCACAGUCUCUGGGCAAUCCGCCAACCCCAAUCGUCACCUUUGCGAAGUAUCAAACCCUUUCUUUGUUAGGGUUAGGGUUUUAAAUUCAAGCUAUUUAAGGAUAUUACUUGAUUAAGCUUCUCUGAAGAUCCUCGUUCCUCAAUUCUCAGCAAUGGACUUCAUGAAAAAACGGAAGCUCGAAGACAACGGCGUUGUUUCUGACCCCUCCUUUCUCCCCAGGCUGUCGCUCGAAGACGCGCGCAAAAUCCUCGAAUCCUUCACGCGCGACCAGCUCUUCGAGAUCGUCCAGAACGCAGUUGUUCGUCACCCUGACGUCCUCGGCGCCGUCCGUUCAAUUGCCGACCAAGACACGACGCAGCGGAAGCUUUUCAUUCGCGGCCUCGGUUGGGAAACUACCACCGAUAAGCUUCGUUCCCUUUUCUCCACCUACGGCGAGCUUGAGGAGGCCGUGGUAAUCCUCGAUAAGGCUACUGGAAAGAGUAAAGGUUACGGCUUUAUCACCUUUAAACAUAUUGAUGGAGCCCUGCUUGCUCUAAAGGAACCCAGUAAGCAAAUUGAUGGUCGAAUGACUGUCACACAGCUGGCAGCUGCCGGUAUGCAGGGUGGGCCUGGAGGUGGGAGCUCGAAUAAUCCUGUGGAUAUAUCAUUGAGGAAGAUAUAUGUGGGGAAUGUGCCUUAUGAUAUGCCCACGGAGAGAUUGUUGCAGCAGUUCUCAAUGUAUGGGGAGAUAGAGGAAGGGCCACUAGGAUUUGAUAAGGUGACCGGUAAGUCUAAAGGGUAUGCUCUAUUCGUGUACAAGACAGCAGAGGCUGCAAGGGCAUCUAUAAUGGAACCUGUUAAGAAUAUUGAUGGGAAGCAGUUAAACUGUAAGCUGGCAAUUGAUGGUAAGAAAGGGAAAUCUGGGCCUUCAGGCCCAGGAGGAGCUCAGGGUCCAAGGGAGGGGUUUGGUAAUGAUAUUGGUUUGGGAAUGCAGAAUGGCAUAGGGGCACAAUAUGGAGGCCCGGGAGGAAUUCAUUCGGGUGCCGGAGCGUUCUCUGGAGCUAUGGCAACAUUGGGUGGUGUAAGUGGCAGUGGUGUUAACUUGAAUGGUCCGGGAUUGCCAUCCAUUGGGAAUCAAGCUGGAGUGUCCCCUAUGGUUGGUGGUGGUUCUGGUCCUUACAACAGGUCACAUUUUAGCAUUGGUGGUUCAACUGGAUAUGCUGGCUUUAGUGCAUCAACUGGUGGUUUAGGUGGAGUCACGAAUGGAUAUGGAGCCCCCGGUGCUGGUAGUGGAUUACCUAGUGUUGGUGGUGGAUUAGGUGCUGCCACUGGCCGUGGCCCGUCUUCAUAUGCAUUACCCCAAAGCUCAGCUGGCAUGCCUUCAGGAGAUUAUCAUUCACAAGGUAUGCAUUACAAUAUGCCUUCCUCUGGAAAUCAAAACCGACAGAAUCAACAAGCUGGAGCAUCACCAGUGCCUAGAGUUAUGCAUGGGGGCAUGUACCAAGGGAUGCCUUCUUACUAUUGAGGUUUGACAGCUUGUUGGCGCAAUUGAUUUUAUUGGUUCUGGCGUGAAUGCUGGCAAUUUGAUAUCUGCCUUGAUGAUUUUCAUUUGCCGUGUACUUUGGCCUCAUCUUCACUUCAUCUGUGAUCCUUUGUAAUUGGUGGUAUUAGAAGUGACUAUAGAAUAGUAUUUCUCCUUUCCGAAACUGUCUUUCACAGUUUUACUUUAUUGUAAUUACAUUUUUAUGGAUUUUGUCUUUUAGAUACUUUGUCAUCUUUUGAUUUUCUACUGAAGCUGGUGCUUCUCUUUUUCUUUCUUUAAUUGCUGGAGCAUGUUUUUCUUUACACUUUAACUCAACGUUUAUAUUUUUCUGGGGAUUAAUAAGAACAAUUGCCUUGUAUUCUUCCAUAGUGUGAAGAAUUGCGCAUGACAAAU